Messenger RNA from Condylura cristata (star-nosed mole), 2443 nucleotides. RefSeq names its product IQ motif containing D (gene DRC10). The coding region runs from base 830 to 2290 and encodes 486 amino acids. Lineage: Eukaryota; Metazoa; Chordata; Mammalia; Eulipotyphla; Talpidae. The record is from RefSeq and is a predicted model, not a curated record. Gene Ontology annotation, molecular function: protein binding. The transcript is spliced from 4 exons.
CACAGGGGUUAAAGUCUCAGCACUGUCAAGCUAGCCCCAGCCACUGUGGUGAGACUUUGCUCCCUGGCCCAGAGAGGCGACCGGCAAGGUACAGCAGACCUCUCUGGUCUCACCUGCUGCUCCCCUCAGCAGUGUAUAUCAAUAGAUCUGCCUGUUCUGCUCCCUACUCUGUCUCUGAUAAGUCCUCUCACAACCAUUUCCUGCCCCUCUGACCUACAUACACCCUAGUUCUUGUAUGCAUAAGUAAAUAAAAUAUAUCCUUUAAAAAUUGCAUUCCUAAUUUUUAAAUGCAUCCUUAAAGCUUAGUACAAACGUGUGGGGCUGGUGCCAGUGUUGCUGUGUUCUGAUGCAGCCUGGGGCUCCCGCAGGCUGCACCCCCACGUGCCCCGGUCCGUGGUGCCCCGGUCAGUGGUGCCCCACUGAGUUUGGCCCGUAGGAGGCCCUAGUGUUAGGCCAGAGGGCAGGAAGGAGGACGGCCCUAGAAUAUUCCCCGCUCUGCUUCAGGUGGCUUUUCCGGCAGUGGCUAUCGCUCCUCUUAGGAAAUGGCGGUGGUUCCAGCAUCCCCGAGCGAUCCCGAUCCCUCAGCUCACCCCAGUCACCCGUGACAAUUGCUGGGGGCCUCCCCCUGGUUAGCCUCUCAACCCCUCCCUCACCCGUGCAAUGGGUUUCCUCCAUCUAGACACUUAGACUGAAGUCUGUCCUGCUGGCCAGGCCCUUUCACACUCGGAUUUCCUACCCUUGUCACUAAGCUAAAAGCUGCCUUCCAGCGAGCAGCCUUGUGUAAACCCUGCACAAAUCUAAGACGUAUCUCGCAGCAACCGUUGAUGCCAUGGCGAUGCCAGCACAGCCACACUCCCUGCUUACUCCUUCUCUGCUCAGGGACGACGGAAACCAGAUAGUCUACCAAAGCCCCCAGCUCCCAGAGCAGACAGAGCCCAAGAUGACAGCUCCGAAAGUCGGGGUGGAUGUCCUCACUGUGGCGCCGCUCUACCAGGGCUCCGACAUCAACAGAAUCAGACUGACAGCAGAGUGGGCCAAAAAGCCACCCACCCACCUCAAACCCUUGCUUUUCUCCGACACCAAACACACCACCAUCGAAGCCAAGAGGAUCAUGUGUGUAGUGGAUGAGACCAUCCACAAGGUGGAGCUGGUGACCCUGCUGUCUCACGUGGCCCCCAGCUUGGAUGUGCUGGAGGGCUUGCUGCAAGAGGACAUCGUGAAGGCUCUGAGAGAGCAUGAAGACCUCUGCCAGAGCCUCCAGGUCAACCUCGAGCACCUGAAGAAUGAAAUGCAGGAAGAGGACAAGGACGAAGAAGGGUGGCCCGAAGACCGUGUCACCUCCUUGGAGCAGCAGAAAUUCACGGUAUCAUCCAUCAUGCAACAGAUCAAAGACUCCACCAAGAACAUCUUGAGACUGUUGCUCAAUAACCCCCAGGCUGCCAGGCUCUUGAAGGCGCAGAUACUGGGCCGAAGUGCAGAGGCCCAGAAGUUUAUUGACAGCUUGAUAGAACUCCGGGGGUUCCUGUUUGAGAAGCUACUCACUAGUCCCACGGAAGCACGAGAAAAGGCCCAGUUCAUACAGGACAUCAGCAGGCGGAACAGGAGGAACCAAGAGAUCAUCGACGGGCUUGAAAAGGACUUGGCGGAGAGCAUGAGGAGCAGGGAUAAAGAGUUGGAGAAGGACAACUUCGUGAUCCAAGAACUGAAAAACCACCUCUACCAGGUGCUCAAGUUCUCAGAGAACAGCCUGCUCCGCACCAAGCAGGAGGCAGAGAAGCAGCAGAAGGCAGACUUCCGGGCCUCCCAGGCCCGGGUGGCCAAGAUCCAGCAGGAGAUCCUGAUGCUGCGGUCACAGUUCAACAGCCUGGUCACGGAGAACUGGGAGGCGGAGCAGGCGCUGAGAAAGAAGAAAUAUAAAGUGGAAACAGAAAUCCAGAACUGGAUCCAGAAGUAUGAUACAGAGAUGAGUGAAAAGCAGGAGGAGUACGAGGAGCUGGACGCCAUCCACAAGGAGGAGAAGGUGCAGCUGCAGGAGCUGAGGCAGAGGCACACCGUGCUGGUGGAAGAGUUCGCGCAGAUCCAGGCGGAGCGGGAGGUGAACUCCAAGAAGAGGCUGGAGGCCGAGCAGGAGAUGGUGCGCAUGGUCCGCGCCGCCACCCUCAUCCAGGCCGUGUGGAAGGGCUACCUGGUCCGCUCCAUGCUCCGGUCCAAGAGGAAGAAGCGGGGCAAGGGCAAGGGCAAGGAGAAGGGCAAGGCCAAGGGCAAGGCCAAGGCCAAGGGCAAGAAGUGACCUCCGCCCUGCGGCCGCCCGCUCGCCGCUCGCCCCACACCCGGGCAGGCCAGGGAGCGCCCGCACGGGGGUCUGCUCGCCACAGCUCCAGGGCUCCUUAAGGCCAGCAAGUAUUUUAAACUGCCUCCUGUAAUAAACCUCACUUCACCCAGG